CACCCAUUCUGUUUGUUGGGAACUAGGCACGCCAUAGUAGAAGAACUAUGCUCUCUCGGUGCGGCGGUUCACACGUGCUCGCGCAAUGAGACGGCGCUGGAGGAAUGCUUGGAAGAAUGGAGAAGGAAGGGCUUGAUGGUGACAGGAUGUGUUUGCGAUGUGUCGUCAAGAGGUCAACGUGAAAAACUAAUGGAGACUGUCUCCUCCGUCUUCUCUGGCAAACUGAAUAUCCUUGUAAAAAAC
Thlaspi arvense is the source of this 243-nucleotide messenger RNA. NCBI's taxonomy places the organism in Eukaryota, Viridiplantae, Streptophyta, Magnoliopsida, Brassicales, Brassicaceae. The record is from the annotation of a GenBank genome assembly.